Guyanagaster necrorhizus is the source of this 790-nucleotide messenger RNA. RefSeq lists its product as uncharacterized. Lineage: Eukaryota; Fungi; Basidiomycota; Agaricomycetes; Agaricales; Physalacriaceae. The transcript has a single exon. The record is from RefSeq and is a predicted model, not a curated record. The coding region runs from base 47 to 724 and encodes 225 amino acids.
UUGCUCGUGCUUCUCUCCUUUACACCUGCAGUAAACGGGCACCGCAAUGGACCUUGUUACCGAUUUCCUGGAGCCUAUUCUCUCCUUUUUAAAGGAACAGUUGCCGCCACCAGUAUACUCUUUUAUCAUAUCGACGCUUUCGCAGUGUCUGGCGUUUUGCGCCGCAUUCUACGCUUUGGUCAGCGGCCUUUUCUCAACGAGCCCUCUCCAAUGGGACGCGCAAACAGUACUACCGCCUCUUAUUGCUGUAUUCUCGGCCUAUUUCGCCCUCAUGAGUCUGUAUCGGACUACAAGCUGGAUGUUGCGCACCAGCUUCUGGUUUAUCAAGUGGGGUACCAUUUUGGCUGCCCUGAUUGGUGCCUCAGGAUGGGUGUUUGGCAGCCAACAACUACACACCAACAGAAGCGGAGGAUUGAUGUCAUGGUCUAGCCUUGGAAAGGUGGCAAUGGAUAUGUUGAACAGUCAUAAUGCGGGUCAGGGACGCAUACCAAAGCCCAAACCGAGGACUCCUCCACAGAGACCUCGUGUGUGGGAGUCAUUUGAGCGUCACCGAGCAUGGCAAGAGGGAAAGAGUGAGCCGGAAAGCCGUGGUGACUUUAAUGCGAAGGAGGUAAUUGGGACAAUCACGCGGUGGUGGGAUUUAGCCAAGGACGCAAUGGCAGAUGGAAGGAGACAAGAAGAUGAUGGAAAUGACAGCAGGGCAAAGACAACGGUCUCAAGAUAGUUGAUCUAUAUAUUCGAACAUGACUGUGUAUAUAUUAUAUCGGAAGCGCUUAUGAAAACCACUUGU